Lytechinus variegatus (green sea urchin) is the source of this 789-nucleotide messenger RNA. Its product is annotated as transcription factor RFX4-like. Gene Ontology annotation, molecular function: DNA-binding transcription factor activity, RNA polymerase II-specific; RNA polymerase II cis-regulatory region sequence-specific DNA binding. Gene Ontology annotation, biological process: regulation of transcription by RNA polymerase II. NCBI's taxonomy places the organism in Eukaryota, Metazoa, Echinodermata, Echinoidea, Temnopleuroida, Toxopneustidae. The record is from RefSeq and is a predicted model, not a curated record. The transcript is spliced from 6 exons. The annotation marks the transcript as partial.
AGGUUACAUGAAAACUACAAACUGUCGAGCGGGGUCUGCAUACCAAGGAGCGCCCUCUACGUUCACUACCUUGAUUUCUGUCGCCGUUCAGCUGUCGUUCCAAUCAAUGCAGCAAGCUUUGGAAAAAUUAUCAGACAACAAUUUCCACAGAUUACGACCCGACGUCUUGGAACACGAGGACAAUCGAAAUAUCAUUAUUACGGUCUAGCAGUACUGGAGUCAUCAAUUUACUAUGAAUCAACUGAUUCAAAGAAAGAACCUGGCCCUAUGCAGGUAUCCAUUAAACAAGGAACAAGCCAAAGUACCCUGGUGCAUACACAUCGAACAAAGCAUACAUGUCUUCUCCCAGAAUUCCCCGUUAUAGAAGGAAUGAGCUUCCCAAGCAAUGUCUCCAAGGAUCUAGUAACAACGUUCUUAGUCAUGUAUCGCACUCACUGCCAACGGAUAUUAGAUACGGUUAUCCGGGCAAACUUUGACGACGUUCAACUCUAUUUGCUACACUUCUGGCACGGAAUGCCAGUGCACGUCAAACCGAUUCUCCUAUCGGACCGAGUAGCCCGAUUAAUUGGUAUUUGUGAUUCUCUUCUUUAUAAGGCUGUAUCGACUGUACUAAUACCCGGUCUACUGCAACCCCUGCCGGAUAGCCUCAGUCGUGUGAUCCGACGGUUUUCGAAAGAAUUACACACUUGGCUGGAGAUGGCGCUACAUAGUUUUCCGGCAUGUCUCCGGAUAGUCAAAUUAGAAGGUAAAUUUAUCACUUUUUUAAGUUUAAAAGCUGAAGAAGAUUAA